GAUCAUCAUCUUCUCCUCGCCCUUCGUGUCCUUUUCUUCAACCACAUAAAACUUCUCUGUCGUCUUCCUCCCACCGCCUUAGUUCUCCUGGUAUUUAUAUAUACACCCUUCUGCAAGAGUUCCCUUUUUUUAUUCAACAUAUCCACUUCUUCAAUCGUUGCCAUACCCUUUUGCUUGUUAUCUCCCUUUUGAUCUGUCGCAUGUGAUUUCGUCUUUCCCUUUUUUAUUUUGGGGAAUAGCUAUGGCUUUGGUUGAGAGCGCCAUUGUAGGGUUGUUCUUUGCCUGGGUAGCGUUCGUUGUUGGGGUGCUUAUAGGAUGGACAUGGAAGCCAAGGCGGGCUAGCCAUGGCGGCAAAGCUAAACUACGCUGUUUGGUCCCCAAACCCUUGGAUUUGUCUGUACCGCCUUCGCCUUCUCUCUCUGUUUCUUCUCCGUUGAAGGGGUUUGGUUCAGCCCCUUGCUUAAAUGCCCUUAUUUGUGACCCAUGGGCCAUGCCCAUCAGGCAAGAGACGAGAAUUCCCUCUGUAGCAUCUUCUAAACCGGAAGAGUCCAAAAUGAAUCAGACGGACGAGAGACUGCCGAACACAGUGACGGAGGAAGAUUUAGGACAUCUUGUUCGACUGGUGGAGAAGAAAGACGGCGGCCCUCCUUGGAUGCAGCUGAUGGAUCGUUCCACGUCUGGUAUGCAAUAUCAAGCUUGGUGGAGAGAAACCAAGACUGGUCCGACCGAAUACCGCAGCAGGACUGUGUUUGAGGAUGCCACUCCAGAACUGGUCAGGGACUUCUUCUGGGACGACGAGUUCAGACCAAAGUGGGAUAAUAUGCUUGCGGAUUCUUGCAUUUUAGAAGAGUGUCCGAAAACAGGAACCAUGAUUGUUAAAUGGAUACGUAAGUUCCCGUUCUUCUGCAGCGAUAGAGAAUAUAUCAUCGGUCGCCGGAUAUGGAACUGUGAACAAUCUUACUACUGCAUAACCAAGGGGGUGUCGCUUCCUUCUAUCCCACGUAACGACAAGCCAAGACGCGUAGACUUAUACUAUUCGAGUUGGUGCAUUCGAGCAGUGGAAUCAAGAAGAGGUGAUGGGCUGAAAACCUCAUGUGAAGUGAUCCUCUUCCACCAUGAAGACAUGGGCAUACCACGAGAACUCGCAAAGCUCGGGGUGAGGCAAGGAAUGUGGGGAGCAGUGAAGAAGAUGGAGCCCGGGUUUUGUAGCUACCAGAAAGAAAGAUUCUCAGGUGGAGGAACACCCUCCCAUUCCGCCGCCAUGGCUCAGAUCAACAGCAAAAUCACGGCCCAGCAUCUGAACUCUCUGGCGGACAGAGAGACUUCCCCAGAAGCAGGAACUCCUGUUACUUCGAACCAACAGCACGGGCCUAACAUACCAAAGCUGGUGAUUCUCUGUGGAGCUGUCCUGGUUGCUUGCAGUCUAAGCAAAGGGCUUCUUCCUUCUGCGUUGGUUGUAGGGUUUGGCCGAAGGUUUGCUAAUGCCGGAAGACGACGACAGCUCGAAGCAGGUCCUAACGCUUAGUGGCCUUUUACCCCGUAUAGCUGAUUCUUCAGUGGAUUGGACUCUUGGGUUUUCCCAAGUGAAUAGGAAACGUGUGUAUAUAUAUAGGUGUGUGUGUGUAUAUGUCCUGAAUCUUAUCAGCGUACCAUAGAAACGAAGGUUUGCAUGCGAUCAGUUUCACGUCGAAAUUUCUAUAUCCAACAACGUUUCAUACAA
Tarenaya hassleriana is the source of this 1720-nucleotide messenger RNA. RefSeq lists its product as uncharacterized. The coding region runs from base 242 to 1525 and encodes 427 amino acids. NCBI's taxonomy places the organism in Eukaryota, Viridiplantae, Streptophyta, Magnoliopsida, Brassicales, Cleomaceae. The transcript is spliced from 6 exons. The record is from RefSeq and is a predicted model, not a curated record. Gene Ontology annotation, molecular function: lipid binding.